Lycium barbarum (goji berry) is the source of this 1708-nucleotide messenger RNA. Its product is annotated as small ribosomal subunit protein uS4m. Gene Ontology annotation, molecular function: structural constituent of ribosome; rRNA binding. Lineage: Eukaryota; Viridiplantae; Streptophyta; Magnoliopsida; Solanales; Solanaceae. The record is from RefSeq and is a predicted model, not a curated record. Gene Ontology annotation, cellular component: small ribosomal subunit. Gene Ontology annotation, biological process: positive regulation of translational fidelity.
ACAUACAAUAUUUCGGAAUGUAUCAUGGCUCUAUCUAUUCAUUAAAAAAAGAAAAAAGAGUUCUGCAUCUCGGGGGAACAAAUAGGCGUGGGGAAGAGUGAGAGGGGGGGCUACGAGUCCUCUCUCGUUGUUGUUCCCGGACCACCCAUCUCUUCCUUCCCCUUCGCCCGGCCCGGUGAGAUCAGAUUUCUAGAACGAAGUGAAGUGAUAGGAAGAGAAGACUGCUGGCGGGAAAUCCCUAUUCAUGAAAGCCCCUUGUUAAGGUUAAGGGGAAAACGAAAGGGCGCUCCUGCGCACCAGCUGAAGAAAGGAGCUUUGGAAGUUUACCUUAUUAUUAUAUUAAAAGGGGAAAGGGUUCCAAACCUAUAUGACUAAUAAGAAGAAAGGGGCGUUCAACCACAUUCUAGGUUGUACAAUCCAAAUUCUCAAAGAAAGCAGACACCAAUCCGCAUUCAUUUUAAUAAAAAGGACUCUAAGGGGAAAACUUCACACAAUAAUAUUCGUAUAUUCUCGCUCAUCCACGGGUUUUUCCCAAGCCAAAACCUACUCCUAAGAAGUUGCUGGAUCGAAGUAGUACAUUAUACAUCUGCCUGGCAGCAGCGAACGGGGUUCGAUUCCCCUUAUACGCGAUGUGGCGAAAAAGACUGAUUCAACGAGAUACCUUGCCUGCAUUAAGAUUUAAAACUUGUCGUCUACUUUCAGGAAAUGUUUGGAACAGAGAACUUACAAUAAUACAACGCCGUAUUCUCCGAAGAUUGAGGAACAAGAAGAGAUCUAUUAAGAGAAAGAUUUAUUCUAGAGAAAAUCUUAACAGUUACAUCCAAUCACAAACUACACGAAAGUUGUCCCUUUUUUAUGGAGAUUUACCCAUCACAGAGAUGCACAGAGGAAGAGAACGAACUUCAUAUAUCCCUUUUCUACUCAAUCCAGAAACAAGAUCGGACGUUAUCCUGGUUCGUCUCCAUUUUUGUGAAACUAUUCCUCAAGCAAGGCAGCCGAUAAGUCAUCGAAGGGUUUGUGUGAAUAAUGGAAUGGUUAACAUUACUCAUUUUAAACUCUCCCACGGUGAUAUAAUAUCUUUUCAAGAAAAUGAUGCGAGAACCCGCGGUGAAGAAAUAAAGAGAUCCUUCUAUAUCGAAAUCUCAGUUGAAAAAAUAAUAGGCAAAUUCCUGGAUCACCCGUGGAGAAGAACCAAAACAGAAUGGUUCCGCCUACUCAAAACGUCGAGGGGAUGCCGCCUACUACUAAAAUCCCGGUUUUUGCAACAGUUGCGUUCUUCUAUGCAAGAAGAAGACUUAGAAAGAACAAAGAAGUUUGGAUCCGAAAAAGUAUGCUUAGGCAGUUCUUUCGCUGAGCACAACAGAAUGAAGAGGAAUUUGUAUCAUUUCAAAUCCCUAUUCUUAUCGAAGAGAAGGAACGAGAAAAACCGAAAUAUUCCUACUCGAACAAGAAGUCCUAUAGUUUACAACUCUUCUUUAUAUAGUAAUUCGACCUAUUGCUCCGCAUCCCCCCAUCAGUUUACUAAAAAGAUCAAAAUCAAAAGGAUCGAACUACCUACUCAUUAUUCGGAGGUGAAUCAUAGAACACCAAAAGCUGUGGUAUAUUAUGGACCUAACAUAGGUCACAUACCUCACGACAUAAGAUUGAAAGAUCCAAACCUUCUUCUUCGGAGCGGAAAGGGACGUGGCCAAAACAUAUAAAGAUCGGC